UGUGUGUGUGUGUGUGUGUGUGUGUGUGUGUCUGCCUGCCUGCCUGUCUCUUUCUGUCUGUAUCUGUCGGCUGGCCACACGCUGACCCUCUAAGGCAAGAUGAUGCAGCAGAUCCUGCAGGAGAUGUUCAUCGAGCCGGACCUGCUGGCCGAGCUCAACGAGGAGCAGAAGCAGAUCCUCUUCUACAAGAUCCGCGAGGAGCAGGUGCGCCGCUGGAACGAGCGGGAGAGCCGUGACCCCAACCCCCGCGUCUGUAAGACCGGUGAGCGGCGGGGCAUCCAGUGGCUGCUGGGCAGAGAUGGGGAUGUGUGGGUGUGGGUGAUGGGGGAGGCGAAGGGGGACAAGCCCUACCAGGACAUUGUGGAGGAGCUGAUGGAGGAGCGCGCCAGGAAACAGGCCCAGCGCGAGGCCCAGGAGCUCUGGCGUGUGAAAGAGGCCGAGAUCGAAAAGAAGUUCCGGGAUGCCAUGGCGAAAGAGAAGGCUCGCUUCGUCGCUGGGAAGUGGAGAGAGGAGAUAGAUGACAGGAGAGCGGCGAAGCAGGUGGAGGAGGAGAACCGCAUCCGGGAAGAACUGAAGAAGUGCAAAGAGGAGGAGAGGCAGAGGGGGGAGGAGGAGAUCCGUCGGGCGGAGGAGAGGAGAGCGAAAGAGCUGUACAUCUCCCUGAAGCAGGAGGAGAAGAGGAGCGAGAGAGAUGACAAGGAAUGGCAAGAACAAUUGAGGCGCUCGAAAGCGGCCGACGAGGAGAUGAAGACGAAGGCGAGGCGUGCCCGUGACGAGUACAAGCGCCAGUCGCUGCGCGCCAUUGAGAAGGGCCUGGUGGCGGGCCUAAGUGGACUUUUCCAGAAGACGCACCUCAACGGCUCAGGCCAGAGCCGGCGGCACAGUGCCAUCAUCGAGCAGUCGUCGACUGGCGCCGCAGCGGCCCCACUGCCCGAGGCCAGCCGACCUGCAGCUACCUUGGUGACAACAAACACAUCUGCACCCGUGGCAGUGAGUGCCCCGCCCAGCGCUGGCUCCACGCACUAUCGCCUCAGACAGAAUCGUCGCCAUAGCAGCCCAGCAACACAGUCCCUCUCAGAAUGCCCUGUGUGGAACCGGCCGGCCCGACCCAGCUCACGCGAGUCCAUCCUGCGCUGGUUCCGGGAGGAACAGCGGCCCAAGAGAGCCGGCUACCAGAGGAACAGCAACACUAUAGCCCCCUGGUUCCACGGCAUCAUUUCGCGACAGGAGUCCGAGGCUCUGCUGAUGAAUGCCAGCGAGGGCAGCUUCCUGGUGCGCGUGAGCGAGCGCAUAUGGGGCUACACGCUCUCGUACCGCACGCCGUCUGGCUUCAAGCACUUCCUCAUCGACGCCUCAGGCGACUACUACAGCUUCCUGGGCGUGGACCAGAACAGACACGCCACUCUGGCCGACCUCAUCGACUUCCACAAGGAAGAGGUCAUCACCACAUCAGGAGGAGAGCUCCUCCAGGAGUCUUGUCGUCCAAGGUCCUCCAACGUGGACUAUGGGGGUCUCUUACUGCUUCCUCCUCCACCCUGACAGAGAUAAACACAGACACUACCUGCCCAACUCAAUCAUAUACACACACGUACACCAACACAUACACUAGCACACCUCAGACAUUCAGACCUGCCUGUUUGACACGUUAUACGUACAGGCUGACCGCUCUCACACAGGCACUCCAAGCGUUGGUCUUUCCACUGCUUGUUCUGUAACAGAUUUGGAUCGUGGGA
Messenger RNA from Alosa sapidissima (American shad), 1733 nucleotides. RefSeq names its product SH2 domain-containing protein 4B. Bases 100 to 1539 code for a protein of 479 amino acids. Gene Ontology annotation, cellular component: cytoplasm. Lineage: Eukaryota; Metazoa; Chordata; Actinopteri; Clupeiformes; Clupeidae. The transcript has 8 exons. The record is from RefSeq and is a predicted model, not a curated record.